AUGAUAAGAUACACCUCCAUGAGCCAGACCUUGGCGCAGAUCGGUCGGCGGAUUUGUUCCACGAUGGUCGAUCAAUCAGCCGCGAGAUCUUGGAUCUCUUGCCCCAGUAUGGCUUGCAGCACUGCCCCCCGCUCCACCACCACCUCAUUGUCAUUUGUUCCUCGAGCUUGUCAUUUGUAUGAUUCCCAGUCGUUUUGCCGCGCUGGGCGGCAGCGCGUGUACAGCGGCCGCUGCACUGGCGUGGAUGCUUGCUCCAGCCACGCGUGUACAGCAGUGCUCUGGUUACGGGAGCCGUCGAAUGCAUCAUGGUCGUGA
Messenger RNA from Prorocentrum cordatum, 315 nucleotides. NCBI's taxonomy places the organism in Eukaryota, Dinophyceae, Prorocentrales, Prorocentraceae. The record is from the annotation of a GenBank genome assembly.